Messenger RNA from Linum tenue, 237 nucleotides. NCBI's taxonomy places the organism in Eukaryota, Viridiplantae, Streptophyta, Magnoliopsida, Malpighiales, Linaceae. The record is from the annotation of a GenBank genome assembly.
AUGACCAUGGGAAAUUCAGCAGAGGAGGCCGACUACCUGACCAGGAUGGACACGGAAGUGAAGCUCCCUCGCCCUAAUCGGUUCAAAAACAAGACCCCUGCUCCCAUUCAAAUCACGGCGGAGCAACCGCGAGGCACGCGAGCGGCAGGAAGCCGAGAUCCGCCGCCCUCCAAACCACCGAUUCGGGUGAGCUCGCCGACUACCGCUUCCGAAAGAGGAAGGAAUACGAAGACAUGA